CGGGAGCUGGGCAGCCCGAGCCGCAGCGGGAGGCGAGGAGGAAGCUGCGCGUCUUGGGAGGCGUGCGGGACACGUACUGGCGGACUAUCGGCCGCUGGGAGCUGCGGGACCCCGGGCGAGAAAUCUGCCGGCUUUUGUGGGACCGCUCCCGGUCUACUGAAUGCCAGCUUACUUCUUGUGCAUCUGGGAGGUUUGGGGGCAGGUGACAGCACCGUGACCUAUCACCAUGGAUGGAGAUGGACUUUUCGAUGAAGAAACCCGACGUGUCUUUACCAGUCAGGGUGCUUUGACUGGCCAAGGUUUUGACAAAACCUACCUAGUUCCCUCCGGGGGAUCCGAAUGAGAGAUCUCAGACACCUUCACUGCGAAAGCCAAGGACAUUUCUGUAUAAUCAACGGAUGAAAGGGUUUUCGCAGACUCUCUUUCCAACCGUUUUCCUCCACAGUUCCGGUGGAGACUGCAAGGCAUACAAUGUGGCAGAAGCCUAGAGCGCCUUUGGAAUCACUCUGGACCCUGCCUUUUUAGCCUGGAGGACUCUUCUUGCCUAUGCCACUCCCCUCCCCUGCCCCCAACUCUCUCCUGCUGUCGUUGACUGGAUCUCGUUUUCCCCGGUGAAGUUCUGUUUCCAAACUGUUCCCUGGAGCUAUAAGUGGAUUGGCAGUAAUGAGAGAUUAGGCGGUGGGAGAAGAAGCACGGUGCCCUGUGCCGUGUCCUCUUCCUGCUGCGGCUGCCGAAAUGAAGUGCUUUUUCCCAGUGCUGGGCUGUCUGGCUGUGCUGGGUGUGGUGUCUGCACAGCGACAGGUCACCGUCCAGGAAGGACCCUUGUACCGCACAGAGGGCUCCCACAUCACCAUUUGGUGCAAUGUGAGUGGCUACCAGGGUCCCUCUGAGCAGAACUUCCAGUGGUCCAUUUACUUACCCUCCGCUCCAGAACGUGAAGUCCAGAUCGUUAGCACAGUGGACUCGUCCUUCCCUUACGCCAUCUACACCCAGCGAGUCCGAGGCGGGAAGAUCUACGUGGAAAGAAUCCAGGGGAACUCGGCCUUGCUGCACAUCACAGAGCUGCAAGCCCGGGAUGCUGGGCAGUAUGAAUGUCACACCCCCAACACGGAUGAGCGCUACUUUGGGAGCUACAGCGCCAAGAUGAACCUAGUGGUGAUCCCAGAUUCCCUGCAGACCACAGCUGUCCCCCAGACUCUGCAUAAAGUGGAACAGGACCCACUGGAGCUCAGUUGUGAAGUGUCCACUGAGAGUGACCAGCACAGCCACCUCUCAGUAUCCUGGCUUAGGCGGAAGGGUGGCGAGAAGCCGGUGGAGGUCAUUUCCCUGAGCCGAGACUUCAUCCUGCACUCCAGCAGUGAAUAUGCCCAGCGGCAGAACCUGGGGGAGGUGCGGCUGGACAAGCUGGGGAGAACCACCUUCCGCCUCACCAUCUUCCACCUGCAGCCCUCCGACCAGGGCGAGUUCUACUGCGAGGCUGCCGAGUGGAUCCAAGAUCCAGAUGGCUCUUGGUACGCCAUGACUAGGAAGCGUUCCGAGGGUGCUGUGGUCAACGUCCAGCCCACUGACAAAGAGUUCACCGUACGCCUGGAGACAGAUAAGCGGCUACACACAGUGGGCGAGGCAGUGGAGUUCAGGUGUAUCCUAGAGGCUCAGAACAUUCCUGACCGGUACUUUGCCGUCUCCUGGGCCUUCAACAGCUCACUUAUCGCCACCAUGGGGCCUAACGCUGUGCCAGUCCUCAACAGUGAAUUUGCCCACCGUGAAGCCAAGGGACAGCUUAAAGUGGCCAAAGAGGGUGACGGUGUCUUUGUACUUAAGAUAUACCACCUCCGCCAGGAAGACAGCGGUAAAUACAACUGCCGGGUGACAGAGCGAGAGAAGACUGUCACUGGCGAGUUCAUCGACAAGGAAAGCAAGCGUCCCAAGAACAUCCCCAUCGUCGUCCUUCCCCUCAAAAGCAGCAUUUCUGUGGAGGUGGCCAGCAAUGCCAGCGUCAUCCUCGAGGGCGAGGAUCUGCACUUCUCCUGUAGCGUCCGCACAGUGGGCAGACUGCAGGGCCGCUUCUCUGUCAUCUGGCAGCUUGUGGACAGGCAGAACCGCCGCAGCAACGUCAUGUGGCUAGACCGGGACGGCACCGUGCAACCGGGCUCAUCCUACUGGGAGCGCAGCAGCUUCGGGGGCAUCCAGAUGGAGCAGGUGCAGCCCAACUCCUUCAGCCUGGGCAUCUUCAACAGCAGGAAGGAGGACGAGGGCCAGUACGAAUGCCAUGUGACCGAGUGGGUACGGGCUGUGGAUGGAGAGUGGCAGAUCGUGGGAGAGCGCCGUGCCAGUACCCUUGUCUCCAUCACGGCUCUCGAAACGGGCUUUGCAGUCACAGCCAUCUCCCGGACGCCAGGGGUGACCUACAGUGACUCCUUUGACUUGCAGUGCAUCAUCAAACCCCACUACCCAUCCCGAGUCCCCGUGUCGGUGACGUGGCGGUUCCAGCCAGUGGGCACGGUCGAGUUCCACGAUCUGGUGACCUUCACGCGGGAUGGAGGGGUUCAGUGGGGAGACAGGUCAUCUACCUUCCGAACUCGGACUGCCAUCGAGAAGGCCGAGUCCAGCAACAAUGUCCGCCUGAGCAUCAGCCGGGCCAGUGACACUGAGGCAGGCAAGUACCAGUGUGUGGCAGAGCUGUGGCGGAGGAACUACAACAACACCUGGACGAGGCUGGCGGAGAGGACCUCCAACCUGCUGGAGAUCCGGGUACUGCAGCCAGUGACAAAGCUGCAGGUGAGCAAGUCCAAGAGAACCCUUACCUUGGUGGAAAACCGGCCCAUUCAGCUGAACUGCUCAGUCAAAUCCCAGACCAGCCAGAACUCCCACUUCGCCGUGCUGUGGUACGUCCACAAGCCCUCGGACGCAGACGGCAAGCUUAUCCUCAAGACCACGCACAGCUCGGCCUUCGAGUACGGAACCUAUGCCGAGGAGGAGGGCCUGCGAGGCCGGCUGCAGUUCGAGCGGCAUGCGUCAGGCGGCCUGUUCAGCCUCACUGUGCAGAGAGCCGAGGUCAGCGACAGCGGGAGUUACUACUGCCACGUGGAGGAAUGGCUGCUGAGCCCCAACUAUGCCUGGUACAAGCUGGCCGAGGAGGUUUCAGGGCGCACAGAGGUCACCGUGAAGCAGCCAGACAGCCGCCUGAAGCUCAGCCAAGCCCAGGGGAACCUGUCCGUCCUGGAGACCCGGCAGAUCCAGCUGGAGUGCGUGGUCCUGAACCGUACCAGCAUGGCCUCCCAGCUCAUGGUGGAAUGGUUUGUGUGGAAGCCCAACCACCCAGAGCGAGAAGUAGUGGCCCACCUGAGCCGGGAUGCCACCUUCCACUAUGGUGAACAGGCCGCCAAAAAUAACCUGAAGGGGCGGCUGCACCUGGAGAGCCCUUCUUCUGGCGUGUAUAGGCUCUUCAUCCAGAAUGUGGCGGUCCAGGACAGUGGGACCUACAGCUGCCGAGUGGAAGAGUGGCUGCCCAGCCCCAGUGGUGUGUGGUAUAAACGGGCUGAAGAUACAGCUGGGCAGACAGUCGUCACCGUCAUGCGACCUGAUGCCGCCCUGCAGGUGGACACAGUGGUCCCCAAUGCUACCGUGUCUGAGAAGGCAGCUUUCCAGCUGGACUGCAGCAUCCUGUCUCGAUCAAGCCAGGACUCCCGCUUUGCCGUGGCCUGGUAUUCUCUAAGGACUAAAGGUGGAGGAAGAAGGGGCAGCCUUGACAUUGAGGACCAAGAGGAGGAGGUGGUAUCAGAAGAAGAGGAUGGUGAAGACCCGACAGAGAGGAUGGUCCUGCUAAGCGUGGGACCUGAUGCUGUCUUUGGUCCUGAAGGCAGCCCCUGGGAGGGCAGGCUGCGCUUCCAGAGACUCUCGCCCCUGCUGUACCGGCUCACGGUGCUUGAGGCGAGCCCCCACGACACAGGCAACUACUCCUGCCGUGUGGAAGAGUGGCUGCCCAGCCCUCAGAAAGAAUGGUACCGGCUAACCGAGGAGGAGUCGGCUCCCAUUGGCAUCCGGGUUUUGGACACAAGUUCCACCCUGCAGUCGCUCAUCUGCUCCAACGAUGCGCUCUUCUACUUUGUCUUCUUCUACCCCUUCCCCAUCUUCGGCAUCCUCAUCAUCACCAUUCUGCUGGUGCGCUUCAAAAGCCGGAGCUCCAGCAAGAACUCAGAGGGCAAGAACGGGGUGCCCCUGCUCUGGAUCAAGGAGCCGCACCUCAACUACUCCCCGACUUGCCUGGAGCCCCCUGUGCUCAGCAUCCAUCCUGGAGCCAUAGACUAAGGGAGGUGACCCCCAGCAGACGUUGCCCAUGGCAGGGUCGGGUCAGAGGAGCCCUGUGGGCUUUUCCUCAUUGCUUCAUGCUCUGUGAUUGGACAGGCGACGGCACCCGAACUCUGCGGUUUCCCUGCAGGAACCAGUCAGACCUGGAGUGUGUUGGAAGAUCCUGGUCACAGAGAUGACUGCCUCCAGGUGGCAGUUCUGGUAGCUCUUUGCACCCAGCAUCCUGGGUUUCUAGUUUUUGGUUUUGGUACCGUCGUGCGUAGCUCCAGGUGCCGCAUCUACUCGCCAGUCUGUCUCGUGUUUUCAGAUCGGUGCUACGGGGUUUCCUGUUCUGUGUAAUGUACUCUUUUAAGCCCCUUUGGUCCUCUCCGUGUGGAUCUCACAGUGUUGUGGAAGGGUUUCUCUCACAACUGAAAAGCAAGAGGAAGACGACUUUAUAGUAACAAGAAAUCUCUUCCAAGACAUUUUUGUUUUUGCACAUUUGAAAAUGCCACCCGUGGAUCAAAAUACACCCAAACAUUUUUUUUUUUUUACUUUCUUAGCAAGACUUGAAAAUAUGUGUAGCGUGGGCCCAAUUUGUAUCUUAUCUUUUCCCUCAGCUGGAGUUGUUGGAACCACUUUAUAGUCAAGAUGAAAGCAUUGAAUUUUGCUUCAAAGAACUGCGCAUGUGCAGAAGAAACCCUGCGGAACUCCGUUAGGAUUAGAUGGUGUCCAGCGAGCCAAUCUGCCAGCAGGGACGAAAGGGGAGAUCUGGUCCUUGCCAAAAAAAAAGGCAAACCAGCCUGAAGGAUGGGUCCAGCGUUUCAGAUGGCGCCUGGUUUCCGAGGGUUGCCCUGAGCAUACGUACCUACUAUUGUAGUGACCAAAGCCAGUGAUUAGGGAGGGAGGAAAGAAGGUUUGUCGUUGGCAAGCUCAGUCUCCUGACUGAGCAGGUAGUUUUCAUCUGCAGGUGCUUUGCCAAAUCUUCAAGGGGACAGGUCCAGUGAACCCGGAAGGGACUGCCUGAGUGGAGCGCUGUGGCCAGAGGGCGGCUGUGUGUGGCCCCAUGGAGGGUGCUGAGCUGUAUCACACUGAGCUUGGGAGAAUGGAGGGGUACGGGGGUGUCCCUAGAGCCUGCUGGAGAGGCUGGAGGAAUUCUCACCUCUCUCUGUCUUCCUUCCAGACGAUGAGGUCUUCCUUAUCCGUCACUGCUCUCCCCAAAUCUCACUGCUGUGGGAAUUUUGUCCAUUUGUCCUAGGAGAGGACCAGGAGCAAUUUCUUGUGAUCUUUGCUGUCUCCUAGUCUCAACAGACAAGGGAACACAGUGUUGAGUCAGGGGUUAUCCCUUUGCUUUGUUGGAGUGUGUGUGUGUGUGUGUGUGUGUGUGUGUGUGUGUGUGGUUUAGGUUGAACGGGUGUGUGUAUGUGUGUAUGCGCGUGCACGCGUGCUCAGGUUCUCUGGUUGUGCUGGUGGCUUUUAAUUUUCAGCCCACAAAUCCGAAAUCCCCGGCCCCCCCCCCCCAGGCCAGAUGCUUAGCUGCUCUACAGCCUCAGCAUCAAUCUCGAAUCCUGCCUUUUGCUCACUCUGAAGACCUUGUGAAGCCCCCACCCCCACUCUCCCCCAUCUUCACCAGCCAUACCUUCCCAUGGGAAUUUGCAUCCUGCGUCCCAAGAUAGAGAGCCUGGUAGAAAAAAGCUGCCCAAGACUGUGGAAGUAAAUCUAACGAGAAUAAGCAAACAUGGAAGCUCCAGGAGUUCCAGGCCUCUGGGCCCUGUGGUUACAGGUCCUUCAAGGGAUCUGCUGGGUGUGGGCUGCUUGCAGGGUGGCAGAGGAGAAGAGGGGAAGCAAGACAAACCUUCCUCUCCCCUCCUGGCCCUCUAGUUCUCUGAGAGGUGUCCAGGCACCUUAAUUCCUCGGGUGCCUACCCUGCUGGUUCUCAUUUAUGCUGCAUCAACAAACGGGGACCAAACUGGCUCAGUCAGGAAGAAAGAAUGUCUUUUGUUCUGUUCCUUCAUUUCAUGGGUGUGGGCUCUUGGUGAGUAGUUGCUGACUCCUGGCUUUUAGGCUGAGUCAACGAGGGAAGAUUGACUCCGCCACUGGAUGGGGAGACGCCAGAGGGCUGGCCUGGAUUAAAGUUUCUGAUGGGCUCUUUCGCCGCAGAAAACUGAUGCUUCACGUAAAUAUGCAAAACGGUUGCAGGACGUUCAAGGGAACAAAGAAACCAAUGUCAGUAUUUUAACAACUGCUUUUUGUGUGUAUAUGUUCUGGGGGCUGGGGAUGCAAUCAAAAUUGAACUCUGAGCUUUCUAUGAAAAACAAACAAGCAAAAACCACAGGGCUUCUCUGUGGCUGGUUCCAUGGACAUGUGUUGUCAGCUGAAUGGUGAUGGUGCCCUCCAGUGGCUGGAUGACCUCGCUGCACAUUGUGUGCUGGGCUUUGGUCUUCUGAGUUCAGAGAGAAAAGGACUCCAUAGGGACUCCUGACACCUGUCCUGUCCACUGUGCUAGGCCUGUCCCAGGACACUCUAUGACCACACCCUCUCUCACCAGGGUGUUUCUGUAGCAAGUUUUCAUAUUUGUUUCAAACAAUGGUUUCUCUGCAUUCAUUGUUGGAGAGGGAUGGGUUGAAAAGACUAUCCGUGCAUGAAGUAGAGAGCUGUUGGUUUGUUUCAGUUUUUUUUUUAAAGGAAAAACUAUUUGUAAGCCGCUGCACUAAGACAUUUUAUAUACACUGCAGAGACUGUAGUAAAUUAUGUUGACAAUACGCUGUUUACAUUUUCUGGAGUCCGAUGCCCUCCUGCCCCUCGCUGAACCAGCCACCUCCGGCUGUGGGACUGUGCUCGGUGGGUGGCCUGGAGUUCCGCCCUUGGCACUGAUGUACCAGAUUCGAAUUUUACAAGCUGUAGCUUUUCUAUGCAUGCCCUCGCCCAGCCUAAAUUAUGUUUUUGUACAAAUGAUAAAAAAAAU
Messenger RNA from Microtus ochrogaster (prairie vole), 7252 nucleotides. RefSeq names its product immunoglobulin superfamily member 3 (gene Igsf3). Lineage: Eukaryota; Metazoa; Chordata; Mammalia; Rodentia; Cricetidae. The record is from RefSeq and is a predicted model, not a curated record. Gene Ontology annotation, cellular component: membrane.